AGACAAGUCGCGCUCGCCUUCCUUCCGAUUUACUUUCAUGUCUGAUCGCCGGCUUCUGGUCCCUUCCCUCCAGUCACUCCUCUGUGCUCACAGCCAUCUCGCCCGGUCAAGAUGUAUUCCACCUCCUGGCUGACUCGCUCCGUCGUGGUUGCCUAUCAGGCCGCUCUCCUCAUCCUGUCUCCUGCGGCUCUUCUUGUCUCGGCCAAGCCCUUCCCGACCAAAGAUGUCUACGACUACAUUGUCGUUGGCAGCGGUCCCGGCGGCGGCGUCGUCGCCAGCAACCUCGCCCUAGCUGGCCACUCGGUCAUGCUCAUCGAGGCUGGCAGCGACGACAGUGCCAACCUGGGGACUGUCCUGCCGGCCCUGCAGUACCCGGCGGACCCGGCUCUCAAGUGGUCCUUCUUUGUCCAGCACCACACCGACCCGGAAGUUGAAAAGAAGAACCGCCUUCUGGUAUGGACGCUGCCUAGCGGCGAUUACUGGGUCGGAAGUGCCGACAAGGCACCGCAGGGGGCUGAGCUGAACGGCAUCUGGUACCCUCGCGGAGCCUCGCUCGGUGGCAGCGCGCUCGUCAACGCCAUGGCAUCUGUCCUGCCCAACGACGCCGACUGGUCCGAGAUCGCCGCCAUCACCGGCGACCGGACUUGGGGCCCCAAGCACAUGCGUGACAUCUUUGUCAGGGUCGAGCGCAACCGCUACCUGAGGGGCAACGAAUCGAGGGCGGGCCAUGGCUUCGACGGCUUCAUGGACAUUGGCUCCGGCGACUCCGACUUCUACAAGACGCAGCCUGGCCGCCUGGCUCUGUUGGGCCAGCUCGCGUCGGACCUGGCAGGCGAGAAGCUCUCCGAGGAGCAGGUCCUCGCACAGCUCGAACGCGAUGGCAACUACCUGGGCGCCUCGCGAGACACUGCCGUCGGCAGCUUCGGCCUGCCGAAUCACAACAACAACGCUGGUCGCCGGUGGUCACCCCGCGACCUGGUUCUCGAGACAGUUGGUGCAGGCCACAGGCUCAAGCUCCAGCUCGAGUCGCUCGCCACCAAGAUCCUCUUUGACCACACCGCGGCUGCCCCCAGGGCUGUGGGUGUCGAGUUUCUCGAAGGCAAAGGUGUCUACAAGGGCACAUGGCAGUAUGCUAAGCGCCCUCCACCUCAGGGGGUCCUCAAGCGCGCCUAUGCUCGCAAGGAGGUCAUUGUCAGCGGCGGUGCCUUCAACACUCCCCAGCUCCUCCAGCUCAGCGGUGUCGGCGACGCUAAGCAUCUGAAGAGCCUCGGCAUCAAGGUUGUCGCAGACCUUCCCGGUGUCGGGCGGAACCUCCGCGACAACCAGGAGCUGCCCGUUGCCGGCCUGAGCCCACAGAACAUCACCACUAUCGGCGGCGAUCCUGCCUGGGCGACCUGCACCCGCGGCGCCCCGGGUGACCCCUGUCUCGAGGCGUGGAAGAACGGCCAAGGCCCCUACGCCGCCCCCUCUGGCAACAGCGAGUGUGCAUUCCUCAAGACUGACCACUCGCCCAAUGGCAAGCGUGAUGUCAUUACCUUUGGCCCGCCCGGUGUCUUCCGCGGCUUCUUCCCUCCUACCAACCAGACCGACUUGGGCAUCUUCACCGACCGGCCCAACACCUUGUGGCGCAGCCUGGCGCACAUGAGCGUCCAGAGCAACGCCGGCUACGUAAAGAUCAAGUCGCGCGACCCCACCGACACCCCCGAGAUCAACAUUGCCCAGUAUGAGUCCCCCGCCGGCGGCGACGUCGACCUCGGCGCCAUGAUGGACGCCGUCGCCUGGGUGCGUCGCAACAUGGCCGCGCUCGCCCCGCCCUUUGGGCCCGUCGGGACCAUCAUCGAGCCCCCUUGCCCGAGCGGCUGGGACCGUGCCACGGGUUACUGCAGCCAGCCCGAGGAGGACAGGCAGUGGAUCUACGAGCAGACCUUUGGUCACCACGUCGUGGGCACCUGCAAGAUCGGCCCCGCGGGCGACAGGCUCGCCGUGCUCGACAGCAAGUUCCGCGUCCGCGGCGUCAGGGGCCUCCGCGUCGUCGAUGCCAGCGUGUUCCCCAUCAGCCCGGGCGGUUUCCCCGUGCUCCCGACCGUCAUGAUUGCCCAGAAGGCGAGUCAGGACAUUCUCGCUGAUGCAUGAUUGGGCAGGGGCUGGGACUUCGGAGUCAACCAUUGUAAACUGAGUUAAGAGAUUAUUGUGCUUUGUAGCAGUUAGUCUCACCGACAUCAAUAUCACGAACACACUUACCUCUGGAUUACACAUUAUUUUGGCCACAGUUACUUGAGAUUUGCAUUUCACAUCCAUAACGACAAGUUUCAGUAGCGAUUUGCUUCAUUCUAUUGGAGACAAGGUCGCGUAGAAGAAUUGAUGAUUGGACUUGAAUGGUAGCGAUUGUAUGCUUCACGCAGAAGCAAGAACUUGCGCAAUUCGACAAAUUGCAAGACAGGAAAGAUUGUUCUGCAAUCAGACAGACGCAAAGAUUGAAGCAACAGAAACCCCAAAACAAUCAAAGGAGACAGAAAGAAAUCAGAUGCAAACCCACUCAACAUAGAGCCGAACGGAGCGUAUUUCUGUAUUACCCAACAGGCCCGAGCUUGGGCGCAAACCCAAGAUUAAAGACAGGAAAGACAGGAAAGAC
Messenger RNA from Microdochium trichocladiopsis, 2632 nucleotides. RefSeq lists its product as uncharacterized. The record is from RefSeq and is a predicted model, not a curated record. Gene Ontology annotation, molecular function: flavin adenine dinucleotide binding; oxidoreductase activity, acting on CH-OH group of donors. Bases 112 to 2133 code for a protein of 673 amino acids. Lineage: Eukaryota; Fungi; Ascomycota; Sordariomycetes; Xylariales; Microdochiaceae. The transcript has 2 exons.